AAACAGACUCCUGUUUAUGUACUUAAGCUGUGUGAGGAGGAGGCAGCAGUGUGAAUAGGUCGGGACGUAUCUAGAGGAGGAAUACAGGCUUCAAAGUAGGUAACAAGCGAAGGCUUCUGGGCAAGAUAUAAGUCUUCACAAACUAGUGACUAGAAGAACGUCUGAUCAGGACAGAAGCACAGAUUAACCCACGCAGUUCGUCAUAGAAGGCAAUGAUGAAGUUGCUCUUCAUUGGGUUAUAUUUCUCCUGCAUCCUCCUGGGAACAUUCCUGGAUGCUCGACCGGUUUACGAGGAAAAUGAACCACCAUAUGAAGAGGCUCCAGCUCACCCAUAUUGGCCCUUUUCCACCAGUGAUUUCUGGCAAUACGUGGAACACUUCCGCAGUAUGGGAGCAUAUGAUAGAAUAAAUGACCUGGCACGCACCUUCUUCGCUCACUACCCCAUAGGAGAUACCUUGGGAUAUAGCAGCCCUAAUCAUGAGCACUAGAAGUGCAUUCCAAGUGGCUCUUACUGCCUCACAACAGCUGUACAAAGACAAUUUACACAACGCCUGACACUAGAAUAUAUGGGUGAACCAAGUGUCAUCAAAUUCCAAAACAAGCCUUAUCAAAUCAAUGUAUCUGAAUACCAAGCAAAUCCCGGCUUUAUUGCAGAGCGAUCUACGUUCUUUUUUGUUUCUGUAUAUUUUUUUGUAGGUGUAGAUUUCUAAAUAUGCCAGUGUUGUAAAGAAAAUCCACGUGUUUCUAUUGUAAAGCAAUAAAAACGAUUACGGAAUAAAACUAACUUCUUUCUA
Molecule: messenger RNA, 794 nt
Organism: Pelobates fuscus (common spadefoot toad)
Lineage: Eukaryota; Metazoa; Chordata; Amphibia; Anura; Pelobatidae
Gene: OTOS
Product: otospiralin
Exons: 4
Coding region: 213-488 (91 amino acids)
Biological process (GO): sensory perception of sound
Source: RefSeq, a predicted model, not a curated record